AUGUCUGAAUUAUUAAAUCAGAAAUCUUCAGUUCAAGGAAAAGUUCCGUCAGGCUAUCUUAAUGCUAUUUUUGAUCUAACUGGUGACUGGUUCCAUGAUGCUGCAGACACCAAAUAUCUUGCUUUUGAUGGUUACUUCAUCUCAUUGUACUAUUUACACCUAACAACAUCUCCACUAGUACUACAAGACCAUGUAAAGAAGUCAGUUCCAGCUCACUGGGAUCCAGCCUCGUUGGCUAGGUUUAUUCAGACAUAUGGGACCCACAUAAUAGUAGGGAUGGCUGUUGGAGGCCUGGAUUUAAUUUGUGUUAGACAGAAACCUUCUUCACCUAUUCUGCCUGCAGAUCUCAGAAGAUACUUAGAGGAUCUUGGCAGUUACCUAUUUUCAGAUGGGAAAAGCCCCUCUCUACUAGAGAGGAAAACAAGAGAUGGCGAGCCAAAGGUUCCUGAGGUCUUCAAUCGUAUUCUGAAGUCAAACACCAUGCAGUUGUCCAGUAUUACAGAGACAUCAAGCAAAGAUGGACUCACUAUCAUUUGUUCUAAAAGAGGAGGGGAUGUGUUUUUGCACAGCCACUCUAGUUGGCUCCAAACUGUUCCUUCUAAACCAGAAGGGAUUCUCUUCAAGUUUGUACCUAUUACUUCUCUUCUUACUGGGAUUCCUGGCAGUGGCUAUCUUAGUCAUGCGAUUAACUUGUAUUUGCGUUACAAGCCUGCUCCUGAAGAUUUACAGUACUUCUUGGAGUUUCAAGUUCCAAGGCAAUGGGCACCAAUGUUCUGUGAGCUGCCUCUUCGCCAUCAAAGGAAAAAAGAUUCUUGUCCUUCUUUGCAAUUUUGUUUCAUGGGUCCUAAGAUCCAUGUCUGCUCUACACAGGUGUCAAGUGAUCAAAAACCAGUUGUAGGCCUAAGAUUGUACUUGGAAGGAAAGAACUGUGACCGGCUGGCAUUGCAUGCACAGCAUCUCUCAAGUCUUCCGAAAGUUAUUACAUCAUCAACUAACAACCCCAUGCCAUGUCAAUGGCGUGGUUCUGAUAACUACAGGAUUAGUGAGCAAUUUUUAGAACCAGUCAAAUGGAAGAGAUACUCAAAUGUAUGCACAUCAGUUGUUAAACAUGAUCCCAGUUGGUUAAAUGGGGAGUCUUCCGGUGUUUUCAUUGUAACUGGUGCACAGCUCUUGAGCAAGGGAAAGUGGCCGAAGACAGUGCUGCAUCUUCGUCUUCUCUUCACUCACUUACCCAAUUGCAUGAUCCGAAAGACAGAGUGGGCUGCUGCCCCAAGAAAUUCUCAGAAAUCUAGUUUCCUUACGAAUCUGAGUACAACAUUCACGUUUACCCAACGGAGCAUUACCGGUCCUCAAAAGCAAGCUCCGGCUGCACUGAAUUCUGGAGUCUUUCCGGAUGGUCCACCAACUCAAGUUUGCUCUGGAAAGGUACUGAAAUAUGUGGAGACAACUGAAGUAGUGCGUAGUCCCCAUGAUUCUCCCGGACAUUGGUUGGUAACGGCUGCCAAGUUGGUGACUGAGGGUGGUAAAAUUGGUUUGCAUGUGAAAUUUGCAUUGUUGGACUAUUCUUGACUUGUAAUCAUUGUCCAUAUCCAGGGAUAUUGGUUGUGGUUAAAAAUUUCAUUUCGUUUGUUGGUUUAUGUGCCUUUUUUUCCGUUGUAAUCGAAGGUUGCUUGUAGAAUUUUAUCAUAGCUUUGUAUAGAAGGAAACACAAAGAAUUCACUGUA
Messenger RNA from Mangifera indica (mango), 1724 nucleotides. RefSeq names its product MACPF domain-containing protein At4g24290-like. The record is from RefSeq and is a predicted model, not a curated record. Gene Ontology annotation, biological process: plant-type hypersensitive response; regulation of salicylic acid mediated signaling pathway. Lineage: Eukaryota; Viridiplantae; Streptophyta; Magnoliopsida; Sapindales; Anacardiaceae. Gene Ontology annotation, cellular component: plasma membrane.